AUGAGUAUCGAUAUCGAAGAAUUUGGAGGGGAAAAUGUCGAGGAUUUUAAAAUAAAAAGUGAAAUUAAAUCAAUAGAAAGUGAACUAAAAAAUUGGUUUAUAAAAAGACGAUUAAAUAUGGAAUUAAAUUAUUCAUUAAAAAAACUUUUUGAUAAUUAUAAUUUUGUUGGGUUAUCAAUAAAUAGAAAUAUAGAUAUGAAAGAUAAAAUGAUGUGGUAUGAUAUGGUUAAUGGUAAACCAGAAUUAGAAGAUACUUUAUCAAUUGAUGCUAAGGAAUAUAAAUGUGAUCAAUAUAUGGAUUUGUGGAACUCAAGUACAACUGUUGAUAAUCCUUGCAGGCUUGUAGGUUCAAUUUAUUUUCGAUGUUUAAAAAAUAAUUAUACUUUAAACCAAAAAGAUAGAGAGCAUAAGUGUAUACACAGUUUUAUGAAUUUUAACAAUUGUAGAAAAGCAUUAAAACUACAACAAGCUAAUAAUAUUAAAAACUCAAUGAUUAAACAAAAUACUGAAGAUAAUAUUGCUAAAGCUUUAUUCGAAAGACGAAGUAAACUCCUUGAAAUAGUCAAGGGAAAUCAGUAA
Molecule: messenger RNA, 579 nt
Organism: Plasmodium berghei ANKA
Lineage: Eukaryota; Apicomplexa; Aconoidasida; Haemosporida; Plasmodiidae
Product: conserved protein, unknown function
Exons: 1
Coding region: 1-579 (192 amino acids)
Source: RefSeq, a predicted model, not a curated record